AUGGAGAAUAAGGAAAAUGAACCUAAGUUGUUAAGUUGUAUGAUAAAAGGUCCUGCGCCUAUAUAUAAAUUACAGACUUUAGUUGGAUAUGAAGGUCAUUGUCUGUCUCGACCAAGGGGUCCAGCAUAUACCAUAAGACCUCGAACACAAAUACACGUAGAAAGUUUUGGACCUGGACCACGGUAUAAUGUCUCAAAAUUAACAAAUUAUGGAGUAGAUAGUCCUCCGGCAUAUACAAUAGCUGGGAGAGAACCAUUUAAAGUGAGAGAUUUUGGUCCAGGACCUGGAGCACAUUACCCAGAACUAUGUCCUCCAAUGAAUCACAAUAUUAGAGCUCCUGCUUAUAGUAUUAAAUCUAGAACUAGACUGAAACUGGAUGAUGCUGGACCUGGUCCAAAUGCAUAUAUUUUGCCAACAUGUAUAGGACCUAAAAUUCCUGAUAAAGUAGCUCAAGGUGCCUUUUCUAUAGCUGGUAUUCACAAAAUGAAAGAAAAAGAUGUUGGUCCUGGUCCAGCAGCUUACAAAAAUGUCAGUACUGAUCUUAUAAAACGUAGUUCUCCAGCAUUUAGUUUAAAAUGGAGGACUCAGUUGUCAGAAAUAGAUUUAAGCCCAGGACCACGAUAUUACCCUCAAUAUCAUGGUGCAAGACGUGCACCUAUGUACUCUUUUGGUAUAAGACAUAGCGAAUGUGCUGGCUUACCUAUUACAGAUUUAGAUGAAGACUAA
Messenger RNA from Eufriesea mexicana, 726 nucleotides. Its product is annotated as outer dense fiber protein 3-like. The coding region runs from base 1 to 726 and encodes 241 amino acids. The record is from RefSeq and is a predicted model, not a curated record. Gene Ontology annotation, cellular component: cytoskeleton. NCBI's taxonomy places the organism in Eukaryota, Metazoa, Arthropoda, Insecta, Hymenoptera, Apidae. The transcript has 4 exons.